Pocillopora meandrina is the source of this 26709-nucleotide messenger RNA. The record is from the annotation of a GenBank genome assembly. Lineage: Eukaryota; Metazoa; Cnidaria; Anthozoa; Scleractinia; Pocilloporidae.
AUGCCAGAGGCAUAUAACCUAGAAGCUUAUAUGCUUCUGGUUAAACAGAAUAACCGAAAUAGCUCUAUUGAAAGGUUAUAACAUAUUAAUUUGACGGAUUUUUCUUGGCAAGUCUAAAUUACACAUCUAUUAAAAUUUCAAUCCAAAUCCUUCAAAUCCUUCCUCCUGCUAAGGAUUAAUUCUUACACAAAGCCACUAUCAUUUCAUCGACGGAUCGAUUGAUUCCUUUGCUCUUAUAAAAUCUGCCGUACAUCUUUUACAGUGGUCAGCUUUCUCAAGGUCAAGGUGCGAUCACAAGCGAGGGGUUUGGCGUCCAUUUUGGUUGACAAUAGAAACUACACAACUCAGUCUAAAGGAUACAAUGUGGUAGUUCUUGAUCCGCUGUCAGGUACAUUCUUCUAAUUCACAAGACGAGCGAUGUCCUUUAGUUUGAUAAAACAGUUGCACCAAAGUGAUUCAUUGCUCAAUGUUACCCUCCAUGCAUCAUUCCGUUUUAGUCAUUCCUUAUAAUUUUAGCUGUAUAGGUUGGUUUCCGUUUUUUUCCUCAUCAUAUCUGUGCUCAUUGCUCACGUAAAUCAAAAAGAAAAAGGAUAUAGCUGAAAGAUCAUAGAUCUUUUUACUUAACGCAGUCGUUUGGCUGAUAUGGGAAAGCUCUCCGAAUGAGGAGAAUUAGAUAAGACAGAGGGUUUAUAGACACACGAAGAUUAUACGGGGAUACUCACCUUUUCACAUAUUCUACUUUUGACUUACGCUUUGGUCGGAAAUUUUCAAGUGCAAGCGUUUUGUUUUUCCCUAUUCAGGUCGUUUCCUCAUCUCAGCUGCGUUUGAUUGCGCAACGCACCAAACUGAGUGCGACAAGCUAGGUGUGUUCCUGAAAGGCUUGCCUCAGGAUGUUGUUGUGUUGCUGGCUGCACAAGGCCCCGCUGUUGUCACUGGUCACGUGCUUCCAACGAAGGAAUUGAAAAAAGUAGGCGCCAAUCAUGCUGAAAAUGUUUCUGCGCAAACUCGCCACGCAGUCAUUGGAUAUAAAGGACAGAUGAAGGGAGUGACGUGGAUAAAGGAGAUCUUGAGCGACAAAGGAUCGACCGAAGUAUCAUCAAGUAUUCCAAUCCGUUUUUCAUACAAACCAAAAGGUAAAGGAAUGACUGCCUUUUUUUUUUUCGUGUUUAGGUGCAGGAUGCUUUUGCGUAAUUAACUGCACUUAGGCAUAUCUAGCCGUCCGUAGCCAUACUAAGGAAUCCCUAGCCAUACUCAACCAUACUUAAGGUGAUUAUUCAGAAAAAAAUAAGUCAUUAAAAACUUUGUCUGUUUCGAAAAAUACAAUAAAAUGAUUUGCAUCUUCGAGGAACGGGCUUCGUGCACGCUUUUAGCUUUAUAUUUUUUCUCUUCGAAGAAUUUUUUUGAUUUCCCCAAUUUAAAGGGGAUAACCUGUACAUAGAAAUCAUCUAAAAAAAUUUAUAUAUAUAUAUAUAUAUAAAUAUAUAUACAUAUAUACAUAUAUAUAUGUAUAUAGGUCACCGUGCUCGUUCUUCUUUACUUGUUCCAGGUAAUUGAUUGAAAAACAAUACUGUGUUCUCGGAAUAUGGGCGCGCUUAUUUGCCUGAUUACGUGAUUUUUAUGCGAAGUAGAGGAUGUGCCGUGUAAUACCGAGGAAUCUCCUUAAUCAUCUAUGGCCAUUCUUGGCUGUACUUGAGAAUAACUAGUACCAGAUCUCCAUUCGAAUACCUGCCCGGACCACUCUAUGCGUGCCUACACCAAUUAGUUACACACUUUCGCCUCAAAGAACCGUUUCGUUCGUGGAAAUGUAGAAGGGGGAUACAACAUCCCCUUCAGGAAUACUCUUAACACUUCCUGCCGCCAGAGCGAGUGUUUUACUUUAUAGUCGCUCAACACCAUGAAAUACGGAUCAAACUGACUCAAGAAAAGACAUAACCUGCCUAAGAUUUGGAGUAGAUGUUUAGGCAACUGUCAAACUGUUUAGUUUUAUCAUUCAUUCACAUUUCUUUCAAAGGAAUCCCAAGUUUUAUGUUUCAUUCUCCGUUUUCUUUAGAUUCUACAUGUUGUACCCCGUUCAAUGUGGCGUCCCAGAAGUAUGGAGGCAGUUGUUUGAAUCAGUCCUCCAGUUGGGGAGCCUUAGAGAUUUGUCAACAUGUCAUUGAUGGAAACAUAAGUGUUGGCUGGAACUCGUCGUUCAAGAAUGAAAGCAUCGAUAGCGUCAACUCUUCUAUCACAAUUGGUUUUCACUCAAUCUUCGUCAUCAAUAAACUAAGAAUAAGGCAAAACGCAACUACCAAUCAACAAAUCCAGGAAAUUUUGUUGGAGUUUAGUGACAGUACCAUGGAAAAGGUACUUCGAUUAAUCGACUAUUUGUGUUUUUCGCUUUAUUUAAAAACUCAAAAUAUCUCAGUUUCUCACGGACAUGAGAAAUUUUUUUGAUAAAUCUUCACUUGGAUGAAGCUAACUUAUUAAUCUAUACACAGCAGGUUAUUUUGUUUUUAAAUUGUAUUUUGCAGAUUACACUGACAGAGAAUCGGUCUGAUUUUGAAGAGUUUUUCUUCACGUCACGUAAGGCACGUUGGGCUAAGUUUACAAUUACAAAAGUGAAUGGUACCAGCGGAGGGGCCUGGAUACAAGAAAUUGAACUUUACGAUGAUAAGUGCGAUCACAGUAAGUAACAAAAAUAAGUUAAAAAUUCCAAAAUAGAAAGCAAACUAAGAUAAGCAAGAUCAAUACCUGAAAUUUAGAAAAAAUUAAUUUGUUUCAAAGGGUUUAAGGUGAAUGAAUUCAUCCUAUAACAAGUUUGCCUCUACCACCUUUGCAUGUUCGCCAACGAACGUAAAUCAAGUCCCCCCCCCCACCACCUUGAAUGAUUUGGGGGCGAACUGGUGAAGGUGAGGGCGAACUCGUUUACGUCAGAGGGCGAACUCGCAGAGGUGAUCGGGGGCAAAUAAUUGGUACACCCAGACGAACCACCCUGCGAUGUUUUGAGCCUUUGGCUGCGACAAGCAAACUUUUCUACACAGUGAGAUAACAGUCAACCACAAAGUAUAAGUUUGGUUGAAUGGAAAAACAACCUAAAUGGGAGGGAAACGAAAAAAAGAUAACAAGGAUGGUUCAAGAUGAAGAACAUUGACACGAAUUAGAAAUGACCAACUUGUAAAGUGUAAGUAACUCCUUAACCCUUUAACUCCCAAGAUCUCAUUAGUAAUUAUCCUUACUGUCUGCCAUACAAUUCUUAUGAUGUCAAUCUGGAGAAUUUUGUAUUGGAUCAACUAAUAAUCCCCUAAUUGAUAUUUCAUUUUAUUCUCAUCACUUCUAUCCUUGAUAUUGUAUUGAUAUUGUAAGGAGAAAUUCUCUCUUAGUCACUGACGAAAAUGACGUUGCAAAUCAAUUUUUCUCACACUUUUUUUCACAAGACUGACUUCUAUUCUGAACUUGCUGCUUUACAACAAAAAGACAUUGACUUAGCCCUAAAGAAAGCUGAUGUGAGGUGAUCCUCGCAAAAACGAAAACAAACUGAUCCUGAGGAAAUCGAAAACGAGGCGACCUUAACAAGGGCGAAAUCGAAUUUCAACUUAAAAAUCUUUACAAAGUAAUAUUCUUAAAAGUCUACCAUGUGCACGAAUAAUUUUGUCCCAAAUGAGCACGAAAACUUCUCACCAGGUUGUGAACGACGCCUGUCAAUUAGUGCUUUUGUUCAACUUUUCUGUCAGAAACAUUCUGUGACACCAUACAGCUUUUGAACCACAGUCGAUCGAUUCACUACCGCUUGCAAAGUAACCAGUUGGCACUCCUGAUCGAAGCUGAGGCUGAUGUUUCGGUGCUUCUCACAAGUGACUCACAAGACACUGAUUAUCAAUACAAGAUUAAGAUUGGUUCAAACGGGAGUAUCACUUUGAGUAGCAAGACCAACGAAUGUGAACAACGGAUCGAAUCGAACGUUACUUUGUUGAAAGACAACGAAACACGGCUAUUCUGGCUGGAUAUACAAACGGACCGGCUGGUGUUUGGUUCCGGAGAACAGGUAUAAUAAAAAAUGCUGCAUUUUCCAUAACUCUUUUUAAAAUGUCAGUAUUUGGGAGUGAGCGAUGGAGCGAGGUGGGCGAGAGAAAAAAGAGACUGAGAGAAGGACACUUCUGUCGCUCGCUCUUCUCUCGUCUCCACUGACCAAAAGCAUGGCUCGGCUGACAUUGAUAGUUCCCUAUCGGUAGAAAGAAACAAAGCAGAAAAAACAAACAUAAAAACAAAUAUCCUUGGUUUAUCAACAGCCAUCUUCUCUUUUGCUUCAUAUAGAUUUACCUAUUCUGGAGAGAAGCAAAACUGAUCAAGAUCAAGUACGCUGUCUUUAACACAACAACUUCCUCAGCCUCGUUUCAGAUCUGUCCAAUCAUGGGUUAGUACUGACAUGAAAUAACAACUAAAGUAAAGUUAAAAGUUACAGAUCUUUGUAAUUGCUGCUUUGGAAAAGCAAUGCUUCUCACCAAUUCAACGGUUCUACUCUUUGUUACUCCUUUGUUAUGUUACUACUUCCCAAUCAGUGGCGUAUGUAACAGUUACGAUUUCGCUUAUUAAGUCGAUAGCAGUGAAAGUGGAUGAUCAGUUUUUUGGCUAGAAUUGGUCAGGGGUGCCAAAAAAUUUUAAUUGACUAUUCGUUAAAUCAAUCACGUCUCCGUCUGAAUACUUCACAGACACAUUUGAUGGCGCUCUCUAUAGUUAACCGCUAUUAAUUCACCGAAAUGGAGAUGAAUGUUUAUCUUGGCCUAUUCAAAAAAAGUGAGAUAAUGUAGCUUAAAAAAGUUGCAAUAUUUUCGGGCACAAAUCCUGCGCGAGUUGCUUGGAGGUUAAUUGCAAAGGAUAUUGGACUUUGAGUUGCUAAUUAGAGUGCGCCUUCAGCGCUAUCCACUGUUUUAGUAUAUACUUAACUGUUAUUACUCUCAAUUUUCUGCCUUCAGGAGUCAUUAAACGUCUCAAUAUCACCGUGAGAUCUGAAGCACGUCACACAGUUGGCAGGAAUUUGCCAAAUGGUUUGGCUUUCAUUUGGGUUAACAAUGAGAACUAUGCUCCACAGAACGAAGGGUACAAUAUUGCAGUUUUUGACGCCCUGUCAGGUUGGUGUAAAGUGUUGAUCAGUCAUGAAAAGAAGGCAAAAGAUGAUUCGUACAUUAAUAAUAUUCUCAUCUUGAGAGUUGUCUGUUAAAUCUCCAGCGAUGUUUAUAGCAGUGGCGGAUCAACACUGAGGGAAGGGGAAAUGGCAACUAGUCUCCUCUCCGCCUUAUAUUUAGACCAAACCCCAAGCUCGUAAGGGUAGAGUGCCAACCACGCUUUAACGUUAAGAACGUGUUUUCGUCUCGAGCAACUGGCUUUAUUUCCAGUGGCAUAGUGUCGUUUGACCUCUUUUGGCGGGCUUUCACAUUUGACAAUCAUUUACCUUCCGAAACUGGAGGGUUGCCUUUGAUAACACCGUGAUUUUAAGGUCAAAACCACGUAACAAACUUUUCAUUUGUCUCACACUGAAAAUUGUAAUUACUUACUUUGGUCAAAUCAAUUUUCAAGAACAGACCCCCAUUACUUCGCAUCCAGACCCCUUGCCAUAACGUGCUGUCCUUUGGUUUGCUCUUACUCUUGCUGGUGGUUACCAAAAUGGAUAAUGGUAGGCUUAGUUUCUCUGUUUUAUCAUGCAGGUCGUUUCCUCACCUCCGCUGCGUUCAACUGCUAUACAAGCCAAGAUGAGUGCGACAAGCUGGGUGUGUUCCUGAAGGGCUUACCUUCGGAUGCUAUAGUUUUGCUGGCAGUACAGGACUCCGCAGUCGGCUCUUACAAACUUCCAACGAGUGACCUAAUCGGCAUUGGUGCACAAAAAGCUAACCGCGUUGUUGGGCAAACUUCUCACGCUGUUAUUGGAUACAAAGGACAGAGAAGUGUGACGUGGAUAAAGGAAAAUUAUAAAGAGAGCGGUGGAGAACCGGCUGUAGUGUCAUCAAGCAUUCCAAUUAGCUUUCUGUACCUACCAGAAGGUAAAAGAAAAACUCUGUUACUUUUAGGGUGGGGCGGGAGCUUUUUCUCUUUUUUACUAUUUGAGUUCGAAUCUAUUUUAUACUCGCUUUUUUUUUUUAACUUUUUAGGGACCAGUCAUGAUGUGAUCCCCUGUAAGGCUCUGUAUUUUAAAUAUGAUCCCUCUUCAUUGGAAGUUAACUAGCUGUAAAUUUUCAAUGGCCUUUAUACUCUCAUGGCGACGACUGAUUUCCCCCUCCCAUUCCUCCCGAAAACCAUGUGUGACUUACCCACCUCCCCCCCUUUAGAAAAUCACCUUACCCCCCCAGGCUGUAAACGAGGGCUGGUACUUUAUUUUACGCCUUUUGGCCCGAGCAACACGGAUAGUACUGUUAUCUUCACUACUUUCUUUUGCAAAAGCUUUUUAUCUCUAUCCCUCUCAGAUUCCACAAGCUGUACUCCGUUCAACGUGGCUUCACAAAAGUAUGGAGGCAGCUGUUUGAAUCAGUCCUCGAGUAGCGGAGCUUCGAGUGGCUGCGAAAAAGUCCUUGAUGAGAGCACAGCUAUUGGCUGGAAGUUGUCUACGAAUGAGAGCAUCCACUCCUUUUUCGAAAUCGGUUUUCACUCCACUUUCAUCAUCAACAAGCUGCGAAUCAUGCAAAUGACGACUCCAGGACGACGGAUCCAAAACAUUUUGUUGGAGUUUAGCGACCAUUCAGAAGAAAAUGUAAGGAACUAUUUCUUUGACGAGCUGGGUCGCAAUACUUGAUGCUAAUCGAUCUAACUACGUUACUGGGGAUUUAAAGUCAUGGUUAAGGAAAAUACAUAAAAUGAAUAGACAAGCUUGAUUGUCCAGUCUACAUGUACCAUAUUUUUCAUUCAUUCGCACUGAAAAGUUCCUGAAAAGACAGUACUCACGAUGUAUCUGUGGUAGGCGUGAACCAAACUUUGCUCAAAAAUGUGAGAAUCUGUUUUAAAUAGAGACCAGCCUUUGUGUUUUGCAACCUACACAUAUCUAUACAAAUAGAUAUGACAUUUUCCUUUGUUUAAUUUUUCUUUUUUUCAUUGUAUACUGCAGAUCAGCCUUAAAGAAAAAUCAUUUGAUUUUGAGGAGUUUGUCUUCUCAUUCCGCAAAGUAGACUGGGUUAGAUUUACAAUAACAGAUGUGUAUAAUGGCAGCGGGGGAGUUGGAAUACAGGAAAUUGAAUUCUACAAUGGAAUGUGCAAACAAAGUAAGUUGUUAAAGAAAGUUGCCGUUAAUAGCAAGUAAGUACAGUAAACAAAGUAAUUGGUUUUUGCAAAUCAGACUAUUGCCGGCAAGAAUGUACAGGUUAGGUUAAUGGCGGAAUACAGGCGUGAAGAAAUAAAUAAACAAAAUGUAAGAGGAACGAGCGAACUGCACAUGUACUGAUUGAAUGAAUGACUAUAAAAUCCAAAUUACUUCAUGACUGUCUGUCAUUAUUUAAAUUAUUUCUGACUAUCUGUCUGUCUGUCUGACUGAGUGACUCACCUGACUGCCUGGAUGAACGGACCAAUGAAUGAAUGCGGAGUGAAUAAAAACAACGUCUAUGAAUAGCUUUACAAGCAUCAAUAUCCCUUUUUGUAAAGUUCUUGUAUGUCUAUUAAUUGGAGGAAAUGGUAACUCUCUUUUCUUUUAUUGAUAUACCAUUACCAGUCUAAAGGAGCUUCACUUUGCUUACAACCAGGGCAAGCCUUCAGGAAGUCCUGUAAUUUCUCUUUGUAUUUCUUUUAGAAACAAUUUGUGACGCCAUCCAGCUCUUAAGCCACAGCCAAUCAGUUCCCUACCGUCUACACUCCACUCAGUUCCCGCUGAUGGUCAACUCAAGAGACAAUGUCUCAGUGUCACUCACAAGUACUUCACGCGUCGACAGCCAUGGAUAUAAGAUUGAAAUUAUUGCCAAUGGGGAAGUGAUCUUGAAAAGUAACGAUGACGAGAUUAAACAAGUGAUGAAAUCCAACGUUACUCUGUUAAAAGAAAACGAAACACGGCUAUUUUGGGUGGAGAUACAAGCGGAACGAUUGGUUUUUGGUUCCGGAGAUAAGGUAUGAUAAGUUCUCAUUGGCUGAAUCAGUUGUAGACGUAUUUUAGUUCAACUUCCGAUCUAUUGAACAACAGACGCAUAGAUAACGACAUUAUUAGCAAAAAUUUUCUUUUUUAUCACACGAAACAAAUAAAUUCCGUGUUGCCGUAGGUCUGUACAGUAAUACGUCUCAGAAGACGCCAAAAUCUGGUGAGAACAUUAGCUCCAUGUGAGCCACUUUUUUGUUCUGACCACAUUUUGAAGUUAACUGUCAUCUAUUACCGAACAGACACGCGGUUGCAUGGAAUCUAUUUGUUGAAUAGACAGUCUGCGUCAGUUUAGUGACCAGAAAUAUCUGCCAAUCCUUUGAUGAAGCUUGUUACCAUUCUUCCUCCCAAAUAUCUUACUAAUUGAACAGCUCACCUUAGAAAAAUUUUAGUGGUCUCUGAAGCCGCGAAUUUCUUUCACCCUGCCCAUAAAUAUAUCCCCAAGAAAGCAAACACUUCACGUCACAUUGUCGAGCUUUGACGAUCUUGAAUAUGGAAGAACUUGCUAAAUAUGAGAUGUACCCCGUGAGACGCUAUUUACGAUGUAAAGGUUGAUUUGAAUAACUUUCGAAUCAGCGAUAUUUGUAUGUUUCAAACAGCACACUUUUUUUAGAAAUCUCGUAUCAUUAAUUGAAGAAAUAUUGUCAUGAUAGAUUUACCUGUUCUGGAGGGAUGCGAAACCAAUCAAGACAAAGUAUGCUUUCUUCUCAACAACGAGUUCAACAGCCAUGAUCCAGGUCUGUGCACGUAUAGGUAAGUAAUUUUUUUUUUUUAUAAAAUUCAGAGACAGUUACUUAAAUCAGUAGUAUUUAUCGUUAACACUUACAGUGGCACAGCACGGCUACUUUUACCGUAAUUCAUAAUGAAUUCACUAGAUUCAGCACUGAAAAUCAGCGCUUACGACCGAAGGAAGUAAAGGUGACAAGUAAUGUAGAUUAAAUUUCCUCUUCGUUUCCCCUUAAAUCAGAUUACUAAGUUUUGGGCGAGUGACUUCGGCCGGUGACACUGCCGCACUGUAACACAACAAAGACUUUUCCGGUGCAGAGGCAUCACUUCGAUAAAUGGUAGCUAAUUUCAAAGGGGGGAACGCUGAGAUACCUGUAGUGAGUUCAAGAGGCGCGGAUUCCUUCACGACCCCUCAUCAGCGCCUCUUGUCAGUCUAUCGCUCAUUUGUCUGUGCCCCUGAAACGCGUAGCAGGCCACAUUCCACGAUUUUCACUUGACGUAUUUUUCAGAUUAUUGCUACAAAGACGCUUCUCAUUAUUGGCCAUUGGACAAGUCCACAUUUUAUCAACAAGAUUUGAAAGGUGACCAAUCUCUGCCGGGAAAGAUACACGGUCCGUGGAUCCUACAUUACGUACCUGCCAACUUAAGCUUCACACCGCUGGCACUUUCCCCCUCUGGCUCGCAUUCUUGGAUUGAUCUUGGUUCCAAAAAAGACAACGAAGAAAGCUGUCUUUUCAACCCUUUGCAUUGCCAGAACGGAAUUUCUGUUAGCUUUAAAGCCAAUCUUUCAGCAAACGGAACUGGUUAUAUUUUAUCUUCAGGCGGGCAAGGCUCAGGUGGUUUUUCAAUUUACCAUGUCGAUGAUGUCAUGCAUUUUAAUCUGCGUGAUGGUCAGCGGAUCUGGCAGGUCCAGGGAUCGUAUGAAAAGAACGCAUGGCACGCAUUUGUGGUGAGCUGGAGUCAAGGAGACGGUCUAACCGCAGUUAUUAGCGGAGAGUCAACCAGUGUGUUGCGUGACACAGCUGGAAGGAUUUUCACGCCAAAGCAAGCCUCUCACUCUUCUUUGAGAAUAGGUCCAGGAGUCCAUGCAGAUGUUGUGCUAAGAGAUGUAGCCAUAUGGGAAGACGCAAUUGCUGAGGAGAGGAUGUCGACACUGCUCGGCUGUAACGGUGAGCGUACGAAGAUCUUCAUUCUACAAAAUGCAUUUUUCUCUUCGCUAUCUCGCCUAAGGAGUCCGUAAGUUAUUCACGCGAAAAAUUUAUUAUAACCAACAGGAAAUUCUGAUCCGGUGGUUUACAUGUAUCUUAUUCAACUCCUUCUGAAGGGACGAUGAAAUAGAUAGAUAGAGAGACACCUUUAUUUAAAAAUAACCGAUGGUGAAACUCAGGGUAGUCCUGUCAGAAGCCUAACGGUAGAGUUUCCUGCCAUCACUAGGAGCCCUGAGUUUAAAUAUAUUCUGAAUACCAAUUCAUAAAAAGUAUCUGUAAAAACAUUUACAAUAUACGUGAUCUAGUGAUAGAUGCAACAUUUUUGAUACAAUUGAAGAUGUCUUUUAUGUCAGAAUUGUCACGGUAAGAAUGCCACAGGGUGUUUUGUUUCAGCGCUGAUUCGGUAACAGUUUAUCUUAAUUCCCUAUCACAGUUCCUUGGAAUUACUUGGGUUGCUAUGAAGACAGUACGAUUUUACCAAGGUUCGUUUUCAAUCCAGGUGAUUACCGAGUUAGCAGAAUGACUCCUGGUCUUUGCAUGCACUUGUGCGGCAAUUUCAACUUCAGUUAUGCAGGAUUGAGGGAUGACAACAUAUGUCUGUGUUCCAAUUCUACGGCAAACGUGACAGAACGUCCUCGAGAUCUGUGCCUAUCUGCGUGCCUUGGUGCUGGAAAUCUUAAGUGCGGUGGAGGAUCUUACCUAUCCGUUUACAAGUCAGUCCAAGUGCAACCUCUAACCUUAAACCUGUCAGCUGAUUCUUCCGCUGUGGCUCUCACCGCGUUCAACUUAAAAAUAAAAAUAUUACCUUCUCUCUCAGAGGACCAAAUUGUUGAGUCUUACGUACUAUUUGUGGGGGACGGUGUGAACUUUUUGAAUUAUAAUGAGACGAAGUCUGAAGCUACGCUUAUAUUCAGUGACCCGGGAAACUACCCCAUUAAGGGGAGAGCGAUUGUAAAACAUACAAAAACUGGCCAUCGGUCAGCGGUGGAGUCUUUCAUGAUAACACCAGCGGUGUCUAAUGUUACGGAUAUCGCGUUCAUCUGUCCUACGGCGUAUCCUGUGAAUUUUACGUUCAGCUGCUCUCUGCAAUUUAGUCAAGGAACAAACGUGAACGCUACUAUAGAGUUUGAAGGAGGAUAUUACAGUUCUGGUUUUGUUCCGGGUAAGUUUUGCUACACUGAUAAUCUAGUGAAUUUGUCGGACUGUUUGGAGACUACAUUCAUAUGUCUUUGAGUUAGCCACUUAAUCAGUCAGUCAGUCAGUCAGUCAGUCCGUAUGUCAGUCAGUCAGACAGUCAGUAGACAGUCAGUCAGUUGGUCGGUCAGUUAGUCAGUCCGUCAAAUGAAUAGAGGGGGUUCGUUUCUGAGGAAACUGUGGUGCUGCGUCAGUGGGGACCGAGUGUAACAUGACAAUUUAGUUUUAUCAGUUCAACUGAGUUGAUAAUGCGCACUGACCACCAUAAAACUAACGUUUAGAUUGUUAGCCAUUCGUCAGAGCCGUCAGUCAGUCGGACAGUCAAUCAGGCAGACAGGCAGGCACUCACUCUAUUGAGCAGGAGGUAAACAGCAAAGAAUCAGAUAUUCAGUCAGUAAGAUAGAAAAACAGACUGUCAUUCGGGCAGUCGGUCGUGCAUGCAGGCAAGUAGACCGGCAAUGGACAGUGAUUUGUUUUUUUAGCGCAAGCAAUAUAUUUUUAUGUAUAGAUGCCAUGAUAAUGACUGCGGGCAUACCAGUUUCUGACCCAGGGGGCCAGGUUACUUCUGACGGACUGUACCUGUUACCUACAAUGGACGUCACAAACAAAGGAAAAGCUGUGGCUUUUGAAAUGGAUGUCGAUCGAGGAGGCUUCCUAGAAAUCAAGGUACCUAUGAGUAGAAGUUUUUUCGCCUGAAUAUUCUAAUUCUGUGUUUGAAGAAAAAGGAAUCCCUGCAAAAAUGUCUUCCGAAAUCAUUUCUUUUAAAUUUUUGUUUUAAUACGUUUUUAAAUUUAUUUUCUUCAUUCAAAAGUAUCACAAAGUUGCCAUUGUAUAAUAGAAAGAAGUAAGUAUUAAUGAUGCAACAAAACUGGCCUUUGUCUUCACCUCCCCACCCCUCCCCCCUUCAGCUGUACCAAUUCUUGACUAAAACCAGUUCUCUGAGUUUUUGUUCUUUCUGAGUUUUAUUCUGGGUCGUAGAGCUGUGUAUCUCUGGGUAUCUGUAUUCUCAUGUUUAAUUUUGCCUGGAUUUAACACUACGUGUCAGUGACACGAAGUACAAAAUUUUAAACCUUUGUAACUUGGCUUUACAGAACAUAUCAUAUUUGGAUUGUAAAAUUGCAGUAAAUUGUUGCCAACACGUAAAGCCAAUUUUUACAGUCCAGAACCUAGAAUUGCUUGAAUACUCAAAAGUGUUGUUUCUGUGAGCGUUUUCCAUGGAUUCGCGGAAUAAAGACAACAGCUCUAUUUUUAAUUUGUGUGCCCUAGGUUUAUCGCCCGAAGUGUUUAGAUUCCAAGCAGCGUUACUGUCGAGUACAAAGGAUGUGUGAUUCCUCUGUUGGUUGCUGGGAUGGUAAUAAAACAUUUAGCUUUGAAGGAAAACAGUGCGUCAAGGAAGAUGGGGCAUUCAGCGAAAACAAAACGACGUCCCAAGCAAACUUUGAUUACGAAAAUAUCUCAAAUUGUACGAUUCAGACAACCAGCGGCCAUAAGGUUAUUUUAGUCGAGAGUUGCACUCAGCAACUUGAGGUUGAAGAAGGCGAUGUCAUUGCUGUGCAAUUUCCUUCUUCUAAGCCAGGUGCGGCAAUUAAAACAAGUUUGUCAAGUAUUUCUCUUUUUUAUAACACGUCGCUCUCAGGUGGUACCGAAAUUCUUCGCAGUAAUCGCCAUCCGGUAACAGCUUCAAGUCCAACAGAACUUCGUCAUGCGCCCGCAAUAGCCAUUUUAUACACCGCAUUGUCUGGGAGAAGCGUUGAUCAUCUAUAUCAGACACCCGGAAAUAAAUCAGUUUCUCUUACACUAAAGAAUUCAUACGGCAAGUUCAACUUUACAGCACAGAUUUUUGUCCAAGAACCGAUAAAAGGACUCGAGUUAAGCUCGCCUGACACUUUCGCAUUGUUAGAACCCGUUAAUAUCACCACUGAUAAAACUAGUGGCACUGAUUUAACAUACUAUUGGGAAUUCAGCGACGGUGAAAAGAGCAUAACGUUUUCUCCGUUUGUGACCCACAAUUUUACGAGUAUCGGAGAAGUGGAUAUCUUUGUCUUUGCGACAAACGAUGUAAGCUUAGCUUCUUUUCGGUGUUCGGUUGAUGUUCAGGAAAGAAUUGAAGGCUUAAAAUUUAGGAACAAUUCCCUUUUGCCCGUUGAAAAUGGAACACUAGUUAGCAUUGACUGGCUUCUUCGUAAAGGAUCACACGUUAACUUUAACUUCAGCAUCACAUCCAAGGAGUCUGGAUACAAGUUUAACAAGUAUUUUGAUAACGCCAAGACCGUUAAUACAAUAUUGUUCUCCAUUUAUAAAACAAAAUUCAGUAUCCCUGACUUGUACCUCAUCACAAUCAUAGCUGCAAAUAGGGUAAACAAUUUGACUCUCAGAGGAAACUUGAGCGUAGAGCAAAAUCUUACCAGUAUUGAAAUGAAAUUUCCUCCUUUGGUAAAAACAAACCAUAAAUUUAAAUUCGUCAUGUCGCCCCACCAAGGAGACAGAACAGCCACUUAUACUCUGAAUAUUACUGGAGGGAUGGAUUCCAUAUUUAAGAAAAUUAACACCUAUCAAAAAAGUAUAUCAUAUGUGUACAAAAAGGCGGGAAACUACUCAGUCGUCUUAAGUGCUGUGAACGAUAUCAGUUCACUCGUCCAAGGCUACUCAAACAUGAUCGUUCAAGACGAGAUAAAAAGUUUUUCUUUCAAUGACCCAGCUGGUGAUGUUAUCAUACAGAAUAAGAGUGAAAGGGUAAACAUAAGGUGGUCGUUAAUUCAAGGAACGGAUGUAGAAAUUGUUAUUGACUACGGUGACGGUUACAACGAAUCUUGGGUCAUCCCAAAUGAGAACAUACUUUACACAAACACAACAACCUAUGAUUACAAGGAACCUGGAGAAUAUACCAUCAGUUUCAAAGCCAAGAAUCUUGUGAGUGAAAAGUCAUUAAACAAGACAGUUUACGUUGAUCCAUAUGAACUUGACAUCAGGUGAGUACUUUAACUGUAGAGCAAGCAAUGACGAAUACAACCCCUUCUUAGUUCUUCAAAUCAGGGUCAGAAUCGAAAUUUUCUAGGUAAUCCCGCACAUCAUCAUUCGGACGAUUUAAACUGCCUUUACUUCCUCUUCGUCGAAUAACUACUCGGAUGUGAAAUGAAAAAGUCUGCUCCUUGUUGCUUUGAUGUAAGGAGAUUUAGACAGGAUUAUUCACCUAUGCUCGUAAUUUGAUACUAAAAGCGUGUAGAGAGUUACCGAUUCUGUUUUCGGGGGUGGGGGUGUGUUUGGGAGCAAUUUUUAUUUGGGUGUCUUCGUAAUCCCGCAAUUACAUUUCUUUGACUUGCUUCACGCUUAACUUGGUAUUGUUCAGUUGAAGUCGCUCACCUUUCUCAACGUCUUGGUCACGCGCGUGUUUCCCCGUUUUUGAAAUUUACAUCUAUUAUCCAACGAUUUCAUGGGCUCUUUGAGAUAAUUAACUCUGUUAUGAUUGACCGUCAUGAUUAGUUUGUUUUUGGUUCUAAAAGCGACAACAACACAGAAUCGAAAAUACAAACUAAAGUUUAACGCCACUCUGGUACUCAUUUCGAAAUGGUUUACAUGUAGUCAGAGGGUAAGUGUCAGUAUCUGAGCAACUGCGCACCUACCCCUCCCUUAACCCGACAAAAUUCGUCUAAUAACAGUGUUAGUGUUAUAGUCGAGAUAGGGUAGGGGUAGGUGCGCGACUGCUCAGAUCAAUGACCUUGAACCGAGUGAAAAUAAAUUUAUUGAGCACAAAUUUAUUAUUCUUCCUUCGUUUCAGCUGUGCGCAAUGUGGGAAGGAAGGAAACCGAUAUGUUGCUAACCCUUCCAGCAAAAUAACGUUUAAAGGAUAUGGAGAAACCAAAGGAGGCAAAUCGAUCAAAUUCAAGUGGAAAGUAAAAAAUUGUUCUGCAGACGGGAACGACUGCUCAGUGGCGAUGGACUUGAAGGGUUAUAACAGCACCCCAUUGAAUUGGAAAUAUUUUGUUAUUAGACCCGACAAACUUCAAGGUAACCUACAUAACUUGACAUAAGAGGGCGUUACUAGGCAUAACAACGAAACAGAAUGAAAAUAACUUAAGUUAUUGUACCAUUACAAAACGUACAUUCUGGUGACAUGAUGUCGCAGCAUGAGGCAACUCUACAAGCGUAAUGUCACGUGAGGUUUCAUGACUCAUCUUAACCCUUUAGCUCCAGAAGUGAUUGACAUAUUAAUUCUCCCACUAAUAUCCAUACACCAUUUAGCAAACAGGUAAUGAGAAUACUCGAACUUAUCAGGUAGAAGUUGUUAUCUUGAUUCAAAAUCAAACUCUUGUAACUUAUUCACAAAUAAAUAUAUAGCAACUUGAGGGGAGAAUUAAUAUUUAGAUCUUGGAAGUCAAAGGGUUAAAAGUGAUGCGCUAUGUUACUAAAAAUAGAUUUGUCACUAGAGAGUGUCGCACAGACUCAGACAAAUUUCAAACCAGGAACAUUAUCGUCAUCACAGGUUAAAACCGUUAGAGAUGGAUGCAAAGCGCCCUCCAUUCAUAUGCAUUUUCCUUAUCACAGACUUGUAUGUCUGAGUCACGAGGGGAGGUCUGAAAACUCCUGACGUCUUAAGUGCGCUGCGCUAUUUAAAGUAACGUCACGUAACCUGUUGGAGUAUAACUUGACGUCACCCGACGUAAAAGAACGUCACACAGCGUUUCGUAUGAAAUGAUAAAAAUGUGUUUCUUCUUAAAGAGGUCUAGAGGGGACAACUUCCAUAUUUUGUUUUGUAGGUGGUGUAAUAUAUAAGAUCAUCUUAUUUGGAAAUGUUGUCGGUGGAAAGGAAAGAGCAAAAGAAGUAACAGUCAGGGCGAACACGCCUCCUUCAAAAGGGAAUUGUACAGUCACGCCGACGGAGGGCCAAGCUCUGGAAACGCUUUUCAACUUGACCUGUAAUGGAUUCAAUGACACCGAUAAACCAAUAUACUAUGAAUUUCUGUACUCCAAGAGUCCGAGAGACUUAAACCAAAGUUUAGGUAGUGGACCAGACCCUUGGCAGAAUAAUGUUAUCCUUUCUAGUGGGGACAACAUCACAAUAUACGCCAAAGUUUCGGACUCAGAAGGGGCCACCACAAUCGUAACGUUCACAUCAGCUGUUAAGGUAAGUGAACGCGUCGAUAUUUGAUGCAAGCAAUCCAGGUCAUCCAAGGAAACAGUCAUCACCUAUCACCCGAGGGGUCGUAGGAUUUACCUGAUUUUCCCCCCCCCCCUCAAUGGCAGUUAAUUUUCUAAAGUACCCCCUUUCAUACUCUGUUGGCGAUGACUGGUCUCCCCUCCGUCCUCUCUAAAAACCAUCUGAUUCCCCCAAAAUCCUCCCACACCCCCACCUUAGGCGAUAGAGUGACUGGUCCCUAACUUUAAGCUAGCUCUGAAUAUAUUGCUCUCUUGCUAAAAGGUCAGUAACUUAAUCUGUAGGGAUGCAACAUUAUUUGCGCAUCUUGAACAUUUUUGUCUUACUUUUGUGGGUUUAUUAUUUGCAAUCUGCGGCAAGCUUCUCCAUUCCUUGGUAUAUCAUUAUCUUUUUACUUUACUGUAAUAGUAUUUUCCGUCAUCUUCAGGGUGAUGGUUCAUAUGCUAAGGAAAAUAAGUCUCCAAAAAUCGUAAGGUAGCUCCCUUAAAUUCUUUGGUAUUGGCGUGAAUUAAAAAAGAUGAUCUGAGUUCCCCGUGAGAACUCUUUCUAACCCUCUGGAUUGAGUUAGGCUCUCGGUUUUCAAUGGCAGUAAUGCUAGCCAAAAACUGCAAGGGUCUUGGCAGUAAACAGACAAACAAUAGCGACCUUUUUCUCCAAAAACCGCCAUUAACGACUCUCGCGUUUUUUUGUUUGUCUUCAUUGAGCAAGUACCUAGAAGAAGGCCACUACCUUAGGAGCCAAGGAAGUUUUUCUCUUUGGCGUAGGAAUAACGUAAUGAAGUAAGCGUCUUUAAACUAGGCCAUUAGUAUAUGAUUAUUGGUGUUUAUUGAUGUUGUAGGUAAAAACACUGCCCGUAAGCUACGCAGACAUGACAAAAAAAGCUGAGGGACUUCUGAAUUCUACUAAAGGAGACAUGAGGCGCACCACGUCUAUUGCUCUCACCACUGCUGAGGUUUUGAACGAAAAGAGUGCGUCAACCCAAAGUGAUGAAAGCGAGGUGGAAAAAAAAGUGGAGGUAAACUUACGAUAGGUUAAAACUUGUACACUGAAAAGGUUGACAUUGGUGUAAAUGCAGCCUCGUGUGAAGUUGAAGGUUUCAUACAACACGUACCCUAAAUAACAAAGAGUUCCAAGGAAAAUAUGACGUUUGAAUGAUGUAUGAUCGUUAGUCUCACUAUACAGUCCUUACAAUGUUGUUACACGGUGAGCAAAACGACUACACCCAAUUACAAGCGUAUUGGUCACGUUUUCCAGCUGCAAUAUUUUUUCACAAUGUUGAUAAAAAGCCUGUCAAGUGAUAUAAAAUGUUUAAACGGUGCAGUUUCAGAACAGUUAAACAUUCGAUAGCGUAAUACAAUAUUUAUCUGUGACUUGUUGGUUUGCAGAGCAGCCGCUCGGUGAGAACUGGAUUAUCUCACGCAUUAGAAAGAAGACACGCGUACUGUGAGUCGUGUGCGUGUGGGUACUCACCUGGAUUUACCCACGCGUGUACCCAUGCAUUUGUUCUGUCGGCGGCAUGGUGAAAAACUCGUCUUGUGUGUCAUGCGCGCGUGACCAUUCCAUCGUGUGCGCGUGAAUUUUCGAUCGCGUUUACACUUGCCUGUGACUGCUAGGCAGGCUAGUUCGAUGUUUAUUAACUACACGUUUGUUUUCUCGACAGCUGAGAGAAAAACUUGUGGAAUAUGUGGAAUCUAGCGUUAGAGCGACACUGAAUACCAGCGUGUCGGAUGUUAGACAAAUUGCUGGCACUCUUACUGUGGUAACAAGCAAACCCGAACAAAACACAAAUAUUAUGUUGGUAGGUGCCCGUGUUUGUGCUCUGUUUCUUUCACCUUCUUCAUUAGCAAUUCUCUUCACUGUCUGCCAAAUGAUUUUCGUUGUGUUAGUUUGGAGAAUUUGGUAUCGGAUCAAUUAGUAAUUCCAUAAUUGAUAUUUUUCUUUAUUCUCAUCACCUGUCUGCAUGACAUUGUAUAGAUGUAGUACGAAGAAAAUUCUGUCUUGGUCACCCACGGGAGUUAAAGGAUUAAGAUUUAACUCAAGUCUCAGUUUUAUUUUACUCCAGAGCAUAGGCUUCCUGAAAAAGGAACGAUUAAAAAUUGUACGUGCAUCAAGAAUUUAGUACAAUGCUUCUUUUAAAUGGAGGGAGAAAUGAAAAGAAAAAGAGACGAUAAACUUUGGAGCUGGGGCAAGAAUCAUUGCAAAACGUAUCAGUGGCAAAACGCCAGGUCACGGAAUUGAACCUGGGUCACAGCGCUGCGUGGAAAGUGCGAAAUUUUUUCAGGACAUUACUCUUCCCUAUCAUACAACGAUUAUGAGCUGAACAAUAGUAGCACGGUUGUCCAAUCACAGUGAGGCUAUUCUCUCAAAACAGAAUGUGUUAAGCAAUGAUUGUGUAGCGGGAAAUGCAGCUGGUAUAGAAGACUGAGUUUAACUAACACUAACUUACACUAAACUGUCGUGUUGACGUUUUUGUUUUAUAUAUGGUAAAGCCCUAUCUCUGUUGUGUCGUCUUAAACAGGAGAAACUCUCCGACCUCUAUGAUAACGCAAGUAAAACAAUCUUCGAAAUUGCUAUCCACAAAAGGGCACCUAGCGAGAAAUUAAAAGAGGCAUCGGCAGCAGUGCUGAACGGAGCCGUUAAUCUCAUCAGAACGGUGAACUUCACUCGAGGAGGUGAAAAGGUAAGAUAUGCAUUUGGUUCAGUUGAAAAUCGUUGUGAUGAUGCGUGAUGCAAUGCAAGUACAUUUUGCGGAAGAGAAUAACAAUUAAUAAUUUAUUACUUAUAUAGCGCAAAAUACAUGUGGAUAUGAUCUAAUGCGCUAAGAGAGAAAAGACGACUGAACGGAUUAAAUUAGAAGUCGCCGCCACUCUUCGCUGGGAUUUUUGUCGCGGAAACGAUUUUUGGUGUGAAAUUGAUAAUUUCUGUGAAAGUCUUUUUCCUCAACGAAAUUUGUGCAAUAAUCGCCGUGAUAAGGUGUCUAGGUACGAGGGCGCGAGAGCUUUUUGCGAGUUAUGCCUACGAGGCAAGUCAUCGUAACUUGUUUCGGUAAUCGACGACUUAACAGUAACAGUACUUUCCUCGAGAAUAAAGUGUCUAUCUUACCCAAGCACAAGGCAGCAGCGUGACCCAGUCCCCAGCUAGGGGUUGUAUCCGCACCUUUCGAUCUGGAGUCCCGCGCGCUGAGCAUCAGACUUCCAAAGUCUCACAGACUUUAUAUGUAGAAGUUAAUUUAAGCGUUACGUUUGAAAAGGUUUUGUUUCGUUUCAUAAGCUGUCGUCUAAGAUAGCACUAUGUUUUUUAGUUGCCGUUUGAAGACUCGAACACAACAGAAAAAAAUACAACAGAGAGAGUCAUCGGAACGCUUGAUAGACUGUCGCAAGCUCUUGUAAUUUCAAUGGUCGAUGGAGAGGAGCCAACGACUAUCGACAAUGAAGUUCUCUCAAUGGGACUUUCACUUGAAGGUGCUGAGUUUAUCGGCAAGAAGCCCUACAAAGUUGGUGACAGUGAAGUGAAGAUUCCAGAAGGAACGAUUGAGCUAGGAGAUGAAAUCCUCAAUCAAGUGGUAUGUUGAGUUUGAUAUGGUAACUAAACCCUCCAAAGGUUUAAAUAGUUAGAGAACAAAUUCGUAUAUUCCUUCGAUUUGUUUUUCUUAGAGCAUACUUUCUGCGAUAAAACUGUUCCCCGAGGGAAACGACUCUGGCCGCCUAAAUGACAGCAAGUUCGUACGCUUUUCAUUGUUCGAGGUAAAUGCUGCCGACAACAGUCGCAAAGCUGAGCAUGAAGUGAAAAAUCUGACGACUGGGAAAGAAAUCAGUGUCAUAAUCCCGCUAACUCUUACGCAAUUGGACAGAAGUUUACGUCGGGCUGAGAGGAAGCUGUUUCUGUCUCAAUACAGUGCGUAUUCGUUUGAAAUUAAAGACAAUAUUUCUACCGUCACGUUUGAAGUUACAACGGAGGCUCCUGUCGAUGUCGAGAUAUUUGUCACCAUAGGCCGUGAACCUAACAUAUCCCAGCAUUUGUUCAACUUCAGCGCUAACUUCUUGGCUGAGAAUUACAUUUUACAAAACAAGGUGGCAAAUUUGUCGAAUUCAACUCUUCAGUCCUAUUCCCACAGAUUACUUUUGGCUGAUGAUGUCGUAAAUUUCACAGUUGCUGGAAGAUACUUCGCCAAGAUCAUCUUCAAGAAGCCCAGCAAUCUCACAUGGCUCCCUGACGAAAUAUUCACUGAAGAAAUAGAUUAUAACAUCUCUGUUUAUCGAUCUUGGUGUAUGUUCUUCGACGAGGGAAAUAAUUCCUUGUCAACAGAGGGAGUCAAGGUAAAGAAACUUGGACAUUUUUACUGAGGGGGAAAGACCAGUCGUUAUGCAUCACCUUGCGGGGGAGGGGGGGGGCGUUGACGGAUCCACAUGGUUUUCAACGGGGAUCAGUCGUUGGCAACAGAGUUUAAAGGGAAAGAUAACAGUGACGUGAGUCCACGAUUAGGGAUGCAGUCUCAGUUUGAGAUAUUCCAGACAGAGUCGUCAUACAUUGUUACAAAUCCAAUUUCAGGGAAGGAAGAGAUAUUCAGGGUUAAAAAGUAGUCUCACACUUAAGAGUGUUCGCUUUUUACUCAGUCUUUUACCUUAAUUUGAACGAUGUUCUGAUCAGUUCUGUGUUGUGAAAUACGAGUUACAAGGAAAAAUGAUUGAAAUGUGUGCAAUCCGAGACGCCAUAGGGAACUCUGUGUACUUAUCCAUAAAGAGGGUCGUGAGACCAUGACCCUGGCUUUAUCAAGCUUGGGAAAGUGCAUUUUGGUUCCUCAAUACAACUCAUGCGGUGUUUCAUGUUUUCUCUUUUUUGUGAUAGGUGGGGCCGAAAACAAACCUCACUCACGUCGAAUGCCUUACCACGCACUUGACUACAUUUGGAAGCGAUUUCUUUGUGCCACCGAACAGAUUGGACUUUAACGAGUUUAGUCUGCAUGAACUGUUUCAGAGCCCUCACGCUCUGAUUGCAGUGUGUACAAUUCUUGGUCUUUACUUUCUGUGUCUAAUCGUUGUCAUACGUGCCGAUAAGAACGACGCAUUAAAGGUAAUCAUUGUGUCCUAAGUUAUGACAGAGCAAUGUAACCAUGAGCAAAAAAAGACUUUCUGCCUUGUUUUCUUGAUUUCUUGAAUCGUUGUUGAUUUGGAAUUGCUGUCAUAAUAACUUUAUUUUUUUACAAGAACAUAGGAUCUUUAUAUGAUUUCAACGCUUACUUUUGUUUCUCUCUGUCUUCUUAUCGAGGGUUGUGUUAGUUACGAAGAAAUCAGACUAAGGAAAUUUCUCUACCUUGCACUCUCUUCUAACAUGCAGAAAAACAGUUUGAGUGACUUAAGUCCUUAAUUUUCAAUACUAAGUUUAAAUGUCAGUCGGAUUUAAUUUCCUUACCUAUCAAAAUAUCUUAUAAUGUUAUUUUUGCAGGCAGGAGUAACUCCACUCCUUGAUAACGAUUCUCGGGAUACGUAUUGUUACCAGAUUCAAGUUCAUACUGGUUUUAUUCGCGGAGCUGGCACGAGUGCUGAAGUAUCUAUAGUUCUCACUGGCGCUUUGGGCGACAGCGAACCUCGACUUCUGAAAGAUCCGAAAAGAAAAACUUUCAAGACAGGUUUGUUAUCUCGCUUUGUUUGCCUUUUGCAAAUUAUGGGAAACCCCUUCCCAGUUGGAUUAUGAACGAAGCCAGAAAAAUGAAGUUAAAAUCAAUAAGGAAUGCGCGCGCAUGAUUUUUUACCAACACCAUUAGCUAUGCUUAUACUAAGGGCAUAUACAUAUAAGGGUAUGGUUUAGAGUGUGUCACAGAAGGGUAAGCUGGUUAUACUGGCAUAUAAUGUUACUUUGUCAAGUUACAGCAAAAAGGUAUAUUUUAAAAGAAGGGUUUUAAAAAGAUAAAAAUGGUUCAUAUACGUAAGUAGCGAGUCAAGGUUGAAUUCUUCUCUUCGCUAGGAGCUGUCGAUGCCUUUCUUUUAAUCGUUCCCCAGUCGCUUGGAAACUUGAAACAGAUUCGCGUGUGGCACAACAACGGUGGGACCUUUCCAUCGUGGAAUCUUCUGCGCAUCAUGAUCCAAGACAUACAAACUGAUCAGAGGUGGUGGUUUGUUUGUGACAACUGGCUGGCGGUCGAGGAAGGUGACGGCAAAAUUGAAAGGACUCUCAUCCCUGCGUCUAAGAAGGAGCUGACUAAAUUCAACGUCCUUUUCGCGUCUGAAGUAAGGAAGAAUCUCACCGAUGGCCAUAUUUGGUUCUCGGUCGUGGCUCGACCACCACUAAGCACUUUUACUCGAGUUCAACGCCUGACUUGUUGUUUGUCCAUCUUACUGUGCACAAUGCUCGCAAAUGCCAUGUUUUACGAAGUAGGCAAAAACGAGACAAAAAAUGCCAUCAAGAUUAUGGGCUUUAGUUUCUCGAUCCAGUCAGUUUCGAUAGGAAUCAUGAGCAGUUUGGUAGUGUUCCCAGUGAAUCUCAUCAUUGCCACAAUAUUUCGGAAAGCUAGGCCGAAGGAAAGUAGAUACGAAGUGAAAACCGGCGCUGACGAUACAGAUGACGUUGAUGUCGAGAAGGAUGGAGAAAAGAAGAACGCUCCUGCAAGCAAAGGACUCCCGCAUUGGUUUGUGUACGUAGCAUACGGCCUUGCAUUUCUAUCCGUGACUACUUCGGGGACGUUUGUGAUAAUGUAUGGAAUGCAGUUUGGAGCUGAAAAAUCUGUAGAGUGGCUCUCCUCGAUGGCUGUUAGCUUCUUGCAAGAUGUCUUGUUAACACAGCCAAUCAAAGUCUUCAUACUAGCAACACUUUUUGCUCUCCUAAUCAAAGACCCGAAGAAGGCCGAAGAUGAUUCAUACGCGGAUAUCAAUGCUCUUGCAAAGGACGAGGAGUGGUUGCACACGGACAUCACAGACCUUGCUCCUGAAAUACAGAAGACAAUGAAGAAGAUAAUUAGCGACAGGCCGCCAGAAGAGGCAAAGCUGGAGAUUGCUCGUCAGCUCCGCUUGAAAGAGAAGCAGAUGAACUCCAUUAUCCAAGAAAUUUCCUGGUAUAUCAUCUUCUUGUUGGUUCUUCUCACCAUAAGCUACACCAACAGGGACUUAGAUACAUCUCGGGUGACCCAAUACAUGAGGAAUACCUUUGAAAGAGCAAGUUACAGUGGAAACCUAACUUACGACAAGGUAAGCCCGUGAACUGAGUUACAUUCAAUGUGACGGUAACUCUCACAUGUAUUAUCACUUCAUUUCAAGGUAUACGAGUACGCUAGUGUAACAGAGUCUCGAGUUAAUUAUCAAAGGGGGAGAAUAUUAAUUUAAUCACUAUUUCCUUAACAAGGUACACAAGAUAAAGCAUUACUGGAGAUGGUUGAGUGAGACAUUCAUUCCUUCUAUAAAGCCUAAAGUUCACUACGAUAGUUCGACGCACUAUCAAGAGCGCUAUCUUGCAGACAUUCCAACCGCCUUUCUUUUGGGUGUGGCGCGUCUAAGGCAGCUGAGAAUUAAAAAAGGCAAGUCUUUUUUUUUGUUAUUAUCCAUGGACCAGAGGAACUUUGUGAGAGGGCCACAUAAAAUGAUUGUGAAUAACAUUCAAAUAACAAGGAACGUCUUACGUUUUCAACGUGCAUCCCAUUGUAUUACGAGAAGUAGGUGUAAACCAAAGACAACUUUUAUCCCAAUCAUUCCAAAUGUUUUGCUUGAAAUUCGAGUAUUUCACCAGUUCCUUAAUUGGUUUUGGUAUUAAUAAAGAUUACAAUGACUGUCUUUCUUAGAUACCUGCGUAUACAAACGCGUUUCACGCGACAUAACCGAGUGCAACGACUUCUACAGCAUAAAAGAAGAGGACGAUGGCUGGUAUUUACCAGGUUGGAAGGCCACACAAACCGCAGGAGCUCAAUCUCAGUCCCUCUCUUCUCACAGGCAAGCUUCUCAGUUAAAAGAUCCUUGGAUCUAUAGAAGCGGAGAGGAGCUGAAGACAUUCCCAUAUUGGGGUUACAAGGGGACGUAUAGCGGUGGAGGUAUGACAUGCGCAUGUACUCGACAGAUCCUUCUUUCUUUAUUAACGAGUAGUGGAGGAACUGUUUGACAAGAUAAGUUGAAUAAAAUCGUGAGAUUUUCAGCGAGCGAGAACUACAUACUUUAAUUCAGAACCAUUGAGCGAGGAGUGUGUAAACAAUGAAAUGCAUUGACAAAUCCACGCAAGACCUUACCGUCUGUCACUGAAAGUUACGAUCGAAAGAAAUGGCAUACCUGUGAAUUCUUAAGUGCGUUGCUUUUCCUUUAACUGUAUCAUGAUAAGUUCAGUGCCAAUUUCUACCACAUGAAAUUGUUUAAUUAUUUUUAUGAUAAGUUCAGUGCCAAUUUUUUAUCGUAGUUAACUUGCUUUUAUUAUGAGUUUAGACUAUUUUUUAACACUAAUUUUUUUAACCAGCGAAAUAAUCAAGGCGGCUUAUUUUAAGGAAACUUGUAUUGUGUUUAAAGCUGUCCUCAAAUUGAUUGAAUUGACUUGUUCAAUGAAAUUCAUUUGAAAUUUGUAUUUAAGUUAAAGUUUGUCUUGUUGUUGCAGGAUAUGUACAGAAAUUUCCACAGAAUCAGGAUGUCAACAAAUUGCGGAAGAUAAUAAGAGAUCUUAGCUCACAAAAUUGGUUGGACCGCUACACAAGAGCUGUCUUCUCUGAAUUUGCCAUUUACAACGCAAACACCAACUUGUUCUGUGUUGUCACUCUUCUGUUUGAACAGCUCCCAACGGGAAGUCUGUCUCCGUAUCCCAACAUUGUUACCCUUCGUCUCUUCAGGUACGUCGGAGGCGAAAAGAUCUUCGUGAUAACAUGCGAGGUUGUGUACUUUUUGUUCACUUUGUUUUUUGUGGUUAGAGAGGUCAAACUGCUGUUGAAAAAGGGAAGGGUACAUCUGAAGAAUCCGUGGAGCAUUCUGGAAAUCCUUGUUACUCUUCUUUCACUCUCUGCAGUGGGACUGUAUUUCGCAAGGUUAAAACUCACCAAAGAUGCGUUGAGGGAUAUGAAAAAUGACCGAGCUGACUUCAUCAGUUUCCAUUACACAGCUUUCUUGGACGAGUGGCUCAAGUGUGUCAUGGGCGUUAUCGUAUUCCUAUCAUUCUUGAAAGUGUUCCGUCUCUUGCGGUUCAACCGGCGCAUUUCAAUGCUACAGCAAGUCCUCAAAAGGUCCUUCACCAAAUUGAUGUCAUUCAUGGUCAUGUUUGCACUCGCGUUUGUAGCCUAUGCUUUUCUUGCAUGCUUGGUGUUUGGGCAAGAAAUGAAAGCGUUUGGAACAUUUUUGAGAAGUUGUACUUCUUUGAUGGAUACAUUACUCGGCAAGUUCACAUUAAAGGAAUUGUCAACAACCAAUCGUAUUCUUGGACCGAUUUUCUUUUAUACCUAUACACUGACCAUGUUGUUUGCUCUUCUGAACAUUUUUAUUUCCAUCAUCAACGAUGCAUUUGCUGAAGUUUGCAGCGAUGUAGAGAAGCAGUCUAACGAUUACGAAAUACUCGACUUUAUGGUUCAUCGGCUGAAGGAGGUAUUUGGCAGGACAGAUGGCCACGCCGUUCCACCAGUCUACAGAGAGCGUAAGAGUAAACUGGAGGCUAAUUUAGAUAAGAUCGCCGAUGAUGCAGAUAAUGCAACUCACUUCAUGAGGAACAUAGCAUUUGAGGAUAUGAGGGUGACGCGGUGGUUUCAAUUAGAAAACUGCACAAAAAAGAAGAAAAAUUUGAUGCGGCUGCUAAUGGAAGUGGAUUGGGAUUAUCACGAGGACGAACUCUGUGAUUCUAUACCAGUGUUCGAGAGGUUCCUUGAGAAGUACAGCGAGGAGGAACUGGAGAGAAUUCUGCAGCAUUACCACCAAAAACGGAUGGUGGAGGACAUUGUCUUCGAUAAACUCAAUGCUACUGGUGAAUUCGACGACUCAUCCGAUGACAGCAACAGUGCUAGCGAUGACAGCAACGAUAACAAUAGCGGAAUCGUCAGCAACGACGAAAAGAUGUUUGAUGACGAGAUGCCUUUGGAGGACGAAGACGGUUGCAGAGAGGAAUCGAGGAUUACGAAGCCAACACUCAAUGCUAGCCUUUACAGCACGGAAAGCCGUCAGCAAUCAGGUCUUGGUACCAAAUUUGAAACGAUUGGAACUCGAAGUCCCUCCCCGUCAAUUGUGGAUUCAGAGACAGCAACUCUGCUUGCUGGUCUUGCCACAGUGAUGAGUGGCAAAGAGCUUAUAAAGGCAUUGAAGGAUGCGCAGAGGGAAGUAGAAGAUCGCUGGGUUGGUGACCCUGAGUUAGCAACCAGUUUCGAGAAGCCUUUAUCCUGUGAUGAUAUCAGUUCACUGACGUUUGACUGCUAA